CGCUCCGGCCCGGCCCUUCACCGCGGCGCGGUCCCGGGACGCCGCAUGUGAGCCGGGAGGGUAGCACCGCCCCGCACCGCCCCGCACCGCCCCCGCGCACCGGCACCGCACCGGCACCCGGCCCGGCGGAUCUCCGGAGCAGCCGGCACCACUCCCCCCCGCCCCGGCACCCCACCAUGAGCAACCUCAACAAGGACACCGAGCACACCAACGGCGGCGGCAACGUCGAGGAGGAGGUACGAACGCUGUUUGUCAGUGGCCUUCCUGUGGAUAUCAAGCCCAGAGAGCUCUACCUCCUCUUCCGACCGUUUAAGGGUUAUGAAGGGUCAUUGAUCAAGCUGACUUCAAAGCAGCCAGUUGGUUUUGUGACCUUUGACAGCCGAGCUGGUGCUGAAGCAGCAAAGAACGCCUUGAACGGCAUCCGCUUUGACCCAGAGAACCCCCAGACCUUGCGGUUAGAGUUUGCUAAAGCCAACACAAAGAUGGCCAAGAGCAAGCUGAUGGCCACGCCAAACCCCACCAACAUCCACCCUGCCUUGGGCGCACACUUCAUUGCACGGGACCCCUAUGACCUGACUGGAGCGGCUCUCAUCCCAGCGUCCCCAGAAGCGUGGGCUCCCUACCCACUCUACACCACGGAGCUCACCCCUGCCAUCCCCCACGCCGCCUUCACCUACCCGGCAGCCGCCGCGGCCGCCGCUGCUCUCCACGCUCAGAUGCGCUGGUAUCCUCCCUCCGAAGCCACCCAGCAAGGAUGGAAGUCUCGUCAGUUUUGUUAGUUCAUUAUGUCUCUCCUCGGCUUGUGUUCCUCCUCCCUGCCUCUCUGCAGAGGGAUGUGCCAGGGACGAUGGUUCAGACGCCUCUCAGUUUGGUUUGCAGCCAGCAGACAAGGCGCCCGGCCCUGGGGCUGCCAGCAUCCCCCUCCCUGGACUAUGAAGCCGCCACGGUCCCCCUGCCUUGGGCCGUGCGCCACCUCCUUCCACCCAUCCAUCCAUCCAUCCGUCCGUCCAUCCAUGGAUCCGUCCAUGGAUCCAUCCAUCCCCAGGACAUCCUCCUCCCUGCCUGAGCUUCACCAUCCAGCUGUGCUGAAACCCAGCCAGGGAGGUUGGGUCCUGGGGUUCCCCGGGCUCGCCCUGCCCCAGCAGCUCGGCUGAAGGAAAGGAAAGGCAAUGGGUUUUGCAUGUUUUCUGGCAUGAAUUAAAACACUUAACUUGUGUAUGUGUGAGUGUAAGUUUGUUUGUUCUAGCGUUUGUGUAACCGUUAGCAACAGGUCUUGGCCCAACGGAUUGAUCCAUCAAGGUUUUCAUCUUGCUUCGGUGAAGACUUGGCUUUGAGAAAUACUAAACUGUCC
Molecule: messenger RNA, 1351 nt
Organism: Calypte anna (Anna's hummingbird)
Lineage: Eukaryota; Metazoa; Chordata; Aves; Apodiformes; Trochilidae
Gene: RBPMS2
Product: RNA binding protein, mRNA processing factor 2
Exons: 8
Coding region: 177-779 (200 amino acids)
Biological process (GO): negative regulation of smooth muscle cell differentiation
Molecular function (GO): mRNA binding; protein homodimerization activity
Source: RefSeq, a predicted model, not a curated record